UCUCGCUCCAUCGCUACAUACCCACCGCCCGGCUUGACAUCCAUCGCCCGCCACUGACACCCGCUCCCACGCCCGUCAUCGCCUAGCAAAACAUCACAACACAAGACCACACAACGCCAACAUGCGCUCCUCCAUCUACGUCUCGGCGGCUGCUUUCGCCCUUGCCUCGGCCCAGGGUGGCUCCACAUCCAUCGACGCCUUCCCCCAGACUGCCUUCGCCACCCAGACCAACUCCCUGGGCGUUGUGACUGGCAUGCCUUCGGUUGACACCUCGAUCCCUCCUCAGCCCAAUGUCUUCACCAGCAUCCCUCCUGUUGUCACGGCCCAGCCAGCCCCUGCUGACAUUCCUGCUGUUGGCCCUGGCGUCCACACUCUGACGCUUGCUGGCACCGGCACCGGCUCCCUGGUCAACUCGACCCGCACCAUUACUGUCAGCGCAAACAACAGCACCACCGUCGCUCUUGUCGCCUCUCCCACCUCCUCGGGCGCUGGCGCUACCGGCAGCGGUGCUUCGGGUGCUUCUGGCUCUGGCGCUUCUGGCUCUGGCGCCUCUGCCAGCCGCACUGGUGCCAACCGUCCCGACAAGACUGGUGCCGCCUCCAACGUCAAGGCUGCUGCCGGUAGCCUUGUCGGUUUCGGUGCUCUCAUGGCCGCUCUCCUGUAAACGCAGGCUUAAUUCUUGUCACGCUUCUUUUUUGACUUUUUCUUGGAGAGACUUUUUUUUUGCUUAGGACAUGUAAUGCCGUUAAGAUACCUUGGGCCCUUGCAUUUAGCAUUUGCGCUGUUAGUCGCACCGCAACAAACGUUUUCGGGAGUCUAGCACUGGCAUGUGCUUAUUGAUUGAUUGGAUUAAUGUCUUUACACACCUAUACCUGGACCAGCGGCUAUUGAGGAGCUGCCAGCCACGUUUUUUUUUUACCGCAUCGUUUUGGUAUUCAAUGCACCAUAGUAUUACGAGAUGAAUCGAAUCAAAAACAAUUGAAUACAAUAA
This is a messenger RNA of Exserohilum turcica Et28A, 991 nucleotides long. RefSeq lists its product as uncharacterized. NCBI's taxonomy places the organism in Eukaryota, Fungi, Ascomycota, Dothideomycetes, Pleosporales, Pleosporaceae. The transcript has 2 exons. Bases 122 to 664 code for a protein of 180 amino acids. The record is from RefSeq and is a predicted model, not a curated record.